Molecule: messenger RNA, 1023 nt
Organism: Sparassis crispa
Lineage: Eukaryota; Fungi; Basidiomycota; Agaricomycetes; Polyporales; Sparassidaceae
Product: AB hydrolase superfamily protein
Exons: 9
Coding region: 1-1023 (340 amino acids)
Molecular function (GO): hydrolase activity
Source: RefSeq, a predicted model, not a curated record
AUGAUUACGUCCGAGCUCCCCCUUAAGUAUAUAAGCCAUCUCUCCGUGCUUGACCCUGAGUUCGCACCACUUGUACCUCUUAUUCCUCCCAAUGAGAGUCCUCUCAGCAUAGAGGCAUUGAGGGCCUCAGUGCCUGUCGUCACCGCCGGCGUCAAGAAGUUCUAUCAUUCCCGUCUUCCUGCAGAAACGGAGUUUCGCGUCGAACACCAUAUGGUGCCUGUGGACGGCGGUGAGAUCAGGGUGCGGUGCACGAUACCUACUGGCUCUGGUGAGCAGAAGACUUUCCCUGUACUUGUCUGGUAUCAUGGCGGAGGUUUCGCAAUUGGCGAUAUUGAGAUGGACGACUAUCAGCUGAAGAUUAUGUCCGUCCGGCUUCAGAUAUCUGUUGUGUCUGUUGAGUAUCGACUUGCUCCAGAUUAUUCCUACCCAGUUCCCUGGGAUGAUUGCUAUGCUGCGACCAAAUGGGUCAUAGAUCACACUUCUCUCCUCUCUGCGUCCCUCAACAAGGGUUUCAUUGUUGCUGGUGGUUCUGCAGGAGGAAACCUCGCGGCCUACAUCGCGCAACGUGCCCGUGACGACCCAGUCUUCUCUAGGACACCAAUCACUGGGCAGUACCUUCAGUGUCCUUGCCUUCUGCAUCCAGAGUUGUCUCCCGAGGAGUACCGGUCGGAACUCUUGUCCAUGGAGGAGAACAAGGAUGGGCCAGGUUUGACGCGUGAAAUGAUGACCGCAUUUGCACACUGGUGUGGCGCCCCAGAAGGCUACCCUGGAUACUCCGUUUUACUCAACCCAUCGCGCACUGGGCUUGCGCCAGCGUACAUUCAGGUAGCCGGCACAGACGUUUUGCGCGACGAGGGGCUUCUUUAUGCGAAGCUGCUGAAGGAGGCAGGCGUCAAGACCAGAGUAGACAUAUACCCCGGGCUGCCACAUGUCUUCGCGUGGUACUUCCCGCAUCUCACAGCGUCCAAGAAGCUUGAGAAGGAUACGGAUGAGGCAAUCAAGUGGCUGCUUAGCAAACCUUAA